Molecule: messenger RNA, 2559 nt
Organism: Aptenodytes forsteri (emperor penguin)
Lineage: Eukaryota; Metazoa; Chordata; Aves; Sphenisciformes; Spheniscidae
Gene: CCDC191
Product: coiled-coil domain containing 191
Exons: 14
Coding region: 16-2454 (812 amino acids)
Molecular function (GO): phosphatase binding
Source: RefSeq, a predicted model, not a curated record
CUGCUCAGUAACUGGAUGAAGUCUAAACUGCAACUGGAGCUGAUGAGUGAUGGAGAAGAGGAAGUUGACUCUGUCCUCCUGGAAAAGCCUUCUGCAGCCCCUCUGAAGUAUGAGCGGUUUGAUGACCUGUGCAGCUAUCUGGAACAUGAAUUGGAAAGUUCUUCUGUGCAAGAAUACCUACAGCAUCUUUUGCAGAGUGAUGUUGUGAACUGUGGGAUAGUGGAAGACCUUAGACUUGAAGACAUCAAGGAAAAACAAAAACUUGCAGAUCCACGAAUAAUCAUGGAGCUCAGGCACAAGCAGGUGAAAGAAAACCGAAUGAGGCGUCAGAAGGCAUUAGAGCUUCAGAGACAAGAGAAGUCCCUGAAGGAGUCAGUUCUGUCUGAGGCCAAGCUCCAAGCACAGGAGGAGGACAGAUGGAAGGCCCUGAAGGCCGAGGAGGAGGAGAUCCAGAGGGAAAUGGUGAAGCUGCGAAAGGAAAUGGCUGAGAAGAGGCACACCAUGGCCGAAGCAUGGAGAACGGAGGGGAAGAGACAAGAAAAAAGUCAGAAGCUGUCAAUGCAGGAGGUAUCUAUUACUGCGUCACCACCCCUGGUUCUGAAGAAAGAAGAGCAAGGAGAGGAGAAACAGAGACAGGCUCAGGAGCUGCUGCACAGGAUUCACACCAAUAAGCAGAGAUGCAUGCAACGACAUUUCUCUGCUUGGCUGAAAGUCAUUCUGGAGCACAGAAUUAAAAUGGGAAAAGCCAGAGCCCUUGCUGACUGGAAAUGCCAAAUGAAGGCCCUGCGAGCCUGGAGAAACUAUACUUGGGCCCAGAAAGUAGAGCAGGAGACACAGCAAUUGGAAGUUCAUCUCCGAGAUCAAAACAGGAAAAAAACUCUGUCUGCGGAGCAUAACCAGCGACGGCUUUUGCGCUGCUGCUUUCUGGCGUGGCAGCACUGGAGCCAAGCAGAGACAGAAAAGCGAGAGCUGCAGAUCAAAAGGGAGGAGAAGAGGAGAAAGAUGGCACAGCUGCUGGAGGCAGUGUCGCUGGGGAAGGGUGGUCUGGAUAGGCCACUGGAAGUUAACAAGCCUGGGACAGCAGAAGUAAGCCAUCAUCAAGAUUUGCAGCAAGACAAGCCAACUGAAACUUGCCUCAUACAGAAAGAACCUGACCAGACCAGAGACCACUCUUGUUGGGAUGCUGCUCACACAUCUCAUUCCUACAGAAAACCCAAAUUUGCCUGGGAGAUUACCCUAAAACAUGCAACCCCGAGUGCCCAGGGCCAGGCUGUGUACAGGAAUCAAAUAGCCACUCUCCCCCAGCAGUUUCAGGCACCUGGUCCAAAGACAGCUCCUGCUUAUGGUAGCCGUUUUGAGCACCGUCAUGCCUUCCAGCAACGUCUGAUUGAGGAACAGAGGCAGCAGCUUCAGAAACAGCAAGAGCUGAUCCUUGAACUGCAGGAAAAUCAGAGGCUGAGCAGAGGUAAAGAAGAGGCAGCACAAGCCAUGGCUCUAACCCAGCCGCUUAACAACUCUGCUUCACAAACCAGGGAGGAAAAACCGAAGAGGGAAAAACAAUCCAGAUGCAAGAAUGCAACCCAUUUGAGUCCGCCUGUUUCUCAUGGGCCAGAAAACACAAGGGCAGUGAUGCAAGGCAGGAGGCCCCCCAGCCAGCUGACCUCAGCUCAUCCCAUACUGAAAGCUAUGGAGGAGAGAGCAACUCAGCGGGCAGAACGGAGGAGGAAACUAGAAGAAGCCAAACAACGAAGAGAAGAGGAAAAAUUGGCCCAGCUGAAGGCUGAAGAGGAAGCACGACAGAGGAAGGAGGCUGAGGAAAAGGAAGCUCAGCAGGAAAAACGACGGGAGGAGAGAAGGCAGCAGAAGCUGAAAGAGCUGGAGAAGCAAAGGAGGCUGGAGAAAGAGCAGCAGCUCCAGAAAAAGGCCAGAGAUCACUAUGAGAAGGUCCUGCUGAGAAAGCUGGGAAUGGUGCCAUGGAAAAGGUUGAAGGAGCAAGCCAAGGAAAACCUGGUGGUGGCACAAAGGCACCACUGCUUGGGCCUGCAAAGGAAAUGCCUGAUGACUUGGCUCCAGCAGACCCAGGGGAGCCUCACAGAGAAGGUGUCUCGGGCUGAGGACUUCUAUUCCUAUAUGUUGCUGAGACGGGGCUUCAGGAACUGGCUCAAGUACAAGGAUUAUCUCUCCAGUCUGGAGGAGACAGCGAGUACCCUCCAUGCAGCCUGCCUCCUGAGGAAGUACUUCUGGGCAUGGUUUGAUCUGAUCAUGGAGGAAAAGAGUACCUUAUGGGAGAAGCUGAAGAUUGCUACUGAACACAGUAACAAGAGACUCACGCUGAAUGCAUUGAAGGCAUGGAGGCAGUACCCGGUACUGAUGAAAAAGGAAAGAGAGAGGGAGGAAAGGAGAAACCAGCUACGCAGGAGAGUAGCUGAAAUUCUCCCUGACUUCCAAACAUGAUAGAAGAGAGUCAAAGGAGACUGGAAAAAGGGACAAAAAGACUGAUUCUGUUCCAUGCUAUCUUCCUACCGACUGAAACAAAUCCAAGGGGAAGUCCUGUCCAGU